AUGGGGUUUGCCUUCCCGGUAAGAGCAGAUGAUGGUGGAGAAAAUGUUGCUGUAGGAGAUGUCAUGGUUCAUUAUAGGGGGAAAGUCGUGGUAGUUUUAUCACAGGACCAAGUGUUCACAACACAAGGAUUGAGAGGUUAUGGCGUGAAGUGGUUCACUGUAUAUUGUUCUCCUUCAAAAUGUCUUUCUGCAUUUGGAACAAAUGGGUUUGCUAAUCGCAGCAAUGAUAUUGAUCUUUAUGCACUCCAUUAUGUCUACAUGCCAAGGAUCAAUACUGCUUUAACACAAUUUGUGGACACUUUUAAUAACCAUGGACUUUCUAGUGAACAUGGCCUUACUCCUCAUCAGCUAUGGAUUUCUGGAAUUCUGCAGCAUCAUUCGUCCAAUUAUUCUGGUGUUCGAGGGAUCAUAGACAAUUCAUUACCUGAAGAUCUUAAUAUGUAUGGAGAUGACCCCAAUGCGCCUACACCUCAAGGGGAUGAUUUUUCUGGGGUGGAAGUGCCACAAAAUUCAUUACAUGUUCCACUUCAUGUUAUAACUGUGCUGCAUGAAACAUUUCCUCCUGGGGUGGAAGAUAGUAACCAAGGAAUGAACAUUUAUUUUCAAGUUAGACAAUUUUUAAUGUGUUAUUUUGCCUCUGGUUUCUAA
This is a messenger RNA of Porites lobata, 648 nucleotides long. The record is from the annotation of a GenBank genome assembly. NCBI's taxonomy places the organism in Eukaryota, Metazoa, Cnidaria, Anthozoa, Scleractinia, Poritidae.